UUCCCCUAUCUAAGUAUACUAAACAAACUAGAGGGCGGCUUUACUCGUGACAGCAUGUUAAACCAGAGGCGGUACUACAAUAAGGAAGGAAAAUCUGACAGGAACAAGAGAAGUCAGAUCUGCUGAACUAGAAGGUAAAGUGGCGAAACCGACUCUUGCUAAAGCUUGGAAAUCCCCCACUCCUUGAAAAUCACAUUUAUUGGGCUGAAGGACACUAAAACCACGCUGGUUAGUACUUCCAAUGGCAGGAAUCCAGUCCAGAUCAAAUGUAACCAUUGAACUGAACAUGGAUAAUCAGGUUCCUUCACAAAAGAGAGAAUCAAAGACACUGGUUGAUGCCAUGAAAGGUGGUAUAGGUGUUUGUGGCUGGGUUCUGCUCAUCGUAUCUGCUUUGUUUAUGGUCAUUACCUUCCCACUUUCCAUCUGGUUCUGUGUUAAGAUAAUUAAAGAAUAUGAACGGGCCGUUGUAUUUCGCUUGGGUCGUAUCACAUCAGGAAAACCCAGUGGCCCAGGACUGAUGUUCAUUCUGCCCUGCACUGAUACUUUCAUUAAGGUGGAUUUGAGGGUGAUAUCAUUUGCAAUCCCACCACAAGAAAUCCUUACUAAAGAUUCCGUCACAACAACAGUGGAUGGCGUUGUAUAUUAUAAGAUUUACAAUGCGAUAAAAUCUGUGGCCAAUGUUCACAAUGUUCAUCUAGCUACUGCCCAGCUGUCCCAAACCACUCUGAGGAACAUUCUAGGGACACAGACCCUCGCCAGCAUCUUGUCAAACCGAGAGGAUAUCGCCCACAAUAUUCAGUCAAUUCUGGAUAAUGCCACCCAUGAAUGGGGGGUGAAUGUGGAACGGGUAGAAAUGAGGGACGUUCGUCUACCAGUGCAGAUGCAGAGGGCCAUGGCGGCUGAGGCUGAAGCUGUUCGAGAGGCCAGAGCUAAGGUAGUAGCAGCAGAAGGGGAGAUGAAUGCCUCUCGGGCUCUGAAGGAAGCUUCAAUAGUGAUCUGUGAAUCUCCGGCAGCUCUACAACUGCGCUACCUCCAAACUUUAGCCACGAUCGCUACCGAGAACAAUUCCACCAUUAUAUUCCCAAUCCCCAUUGACAUGCUGCAAGGCCUGUCUAGGAAAUGACCAGGUUUAGACCCAACUGUGGAUUUAAGCACAUUGUAAAUCGAAUGCUUGGCCAAUAAUACAGGGGUUGUUAAAUAGUCCCAGAAAUAACGUUUGUAUAUAUAGUGUAAAGAUAUUGUGAAAAUGUUUUAUGGCUCUUGUUUAAAUAUUUAAAUUGAGUUUACACAUGUAAAUAGGCUGGAUUUGCUUUUUUAAUGCUCUCCGCAUACUCCAAGUCAAUAACCACAUUUACUAUAUAAACAAAUUUGGUCUGAUCCAGUAAUAGUGGACUAGAUGCUGACCCAUUAUAGCAAAUUUUUCUCAUAGUUGGGUAGGUUUUUGCCAAACACUGGCAACAUACAGUCAGAUUUUCCCCAAAAAUAUUGCAUUCAUCUAGUAUGAUGGACUACCCAAACAAUCUACUAAAAGGGCAAGGAAAACAUUUUUCUGAAGGACUCUAUACCCUUUUUGUCUCUCCCCCAUGUGCUAAUUUACCCCUCUCCCUUUUCCUCCAAGAUCUUUACUUACCUAGUCCUGUUGGCAUGUCUGGCCGUGUCCAGUCGUAAUCUAUACCUUGGCCCGUCAUUCCUCUUUUUCCUGUGACGUGACAUCUGAGAGCCCCCUCUGUAUGGGCCCUUUAUUAACCAAAAUGUAGACAAGUUGAAUAUCUUACCAGUCUGCUAUCCAUCAAUGUCCCUGAGACACUGGCGGGACCAUUUCUGCAUCCAAGUCUUAGGCUUAGCUCAUGACAUUAUGAGUUACUUAUUAAACAUCUGGAUUGCAUUAACAGUUAUUUAAGCUCCGCAGACUUUUUACAUGUGAUGCAAGACUUUUCCAUCCAGCAGUAUUUGGCAGGUUGCCUAAUUUUAAAGUCUAUCCCUAAAGAUGAGGGCUUUUAAGACCCCUAAAACUAAUUGGCAUGUUUUGUGGACACUUGAACCAUAACAAGGAUGCAAUUUCAAAAUAAUUGACUUGUGACUCGAUACUAUCAAAUUAGAUUAUUAUUUGAUUUAGAAAGGUGAAUAAUUCAAAAUACUGCAUAUGAACUGCUGUGCAUGCUGAUUGGCUAUAGCAGCGGGUCCCAGCAUUCUAUAAUGGUCGGUCCCUACAUUCCUAUGAGCCAUUAGAAGAUAGGCAAAUAUAUCCCGUCCAUCAUUCUCAGGAAAAUACCUAUCCAUCGAUGUAAAAUUUGCUCAUAGGUACUUUUAGAUGAUUCAUAGACGAAUAGUGUAGCUAAUCAAUAAUCUCAGUUUCACUGCAUUUAUUGAUUACAUUUAAGGCCAAUUCACACCAGAACGCGGUGCAGGAAACCUGCAUUCUUUGUGCUUUUACCACACUGCAUUCAAAAAAGAACUGCGAUCUGCAGUGGACGUCAAUCAAUGACACCCCAAACGCAGGUUGACAUAUAUUUUCUUAAAGGGUUAUAAAAGAUUUAAAAAUCAUUAUUAUUUUUUUUUUAAUAUAUACUAUGAUUUAGAAAAUAAAUGUACUAACAAAACAAAUGUCCAUAUGUACAAACCUUAAGCAUAAUUUCUAAUUAUAAAUCUGCUGCUAAUGAAGCAUAUUCAUGAUUUAGGUCUUUAAUGAAAUAAACAUGACAUUUUUAAUAGCAAA
This is a messenger RNA of Rana temporaria (common frog), 2716 nucleotides long. RefSeq names its product stomatin like 3 (gene STOML3). The transcript has 9 exons. Gene Ontology annotation, cellular component: plasma membrane. The record is from RefSeq and is a predicted model, not a curated record. Bases 242 to 1123 code for a protein of 293 amino acids. NCBI's taxonomy places the organism in Eukaryota, Metazoa, Chordata, Amphibia, Anura, Ranidae.